Messenger RNA from Myodes glareolus (Bank vole), 2499 nucleotides. The record is from RefSeq and is a predicted model, not a curated record. Lineage: Eukaryota; Metazoa; Chordata; Mammalia; Rodentia; Cricetidae.
AGCCGGAGACUGCUCCCGGCAUUCCUCGCGGGUGUAGCGUGGGUUCCCUUCCUCCAUUUCCGGGUCCCUGGAGAGGGAGACCCUCGGGUCUUGAAGAGAAUUCUGAGGUUCAGCUGGUCGGUGCUGUGCGAAGAAUGACAGGACACUCCGAGCACUGAACCACUGGCCUGGGUGGCAAGGUGUAGAGAGAUGUGGAAAGGUCAUCAGCAUCCGGGCCUGCUUUCUAGCGAGCCUUUUGGGUUAAGACAUUAUCAGUACUAGGAUUUAACUGGAGACCUGUUAUCAUUGCAGCACGCUGAAAUCUCGAAGUAGAACCCUGUGUCACUGAGGCAGAGCUCUGAGACAGUGUAACAUGGCCCAGGGCUUGAUCGAAGUGGAGCGAAAGUUUACUCCAGGGCCUGACACGGAAGAAAGGCUGCAGGAGUUGGGGGGCACCCUGGAGCACCGGGUCACCUUCCAAGACAUCUACUAUGAUACUUCUGAGCUAAGCCUUAUGCGGUCUGAUCACUGGCUGCGACAACGAGAAGGUAGUGGAUGGGAGCUCAAAUGCCCUGGAGUAGCAGGUAUCUCAGGAUCCCACAACGAGUAUGUGGAGCUCACAUCGGAGCCUGCCAUUGUGGCCCAGCUGUUUGUACUGCUCGGGGCUGAGGAGCCUGGGACUGCAGGUGUGGCUGCUGUCUUGGGUUCCCUGAAGCUGCAGGAAGUAGCUAGUUUCGUGACUACGCGAAGUUCCUGGAUGCUGGCCUUAUCUGGAGCCAGUGAAGAGGAGCCGAAGCUCAGAGUGGAUUUGGAUUCAACAGACUUCGGCUAUGCUGUGGGUGAGGUGGAGGUCAUGGUGCGGGAGAAGGCUCAAGUAGCAGCUGCCCUAGAGAAGAUCUUCAGCUUCAGCACCAUGCUUGGAGUGCCAGCGCAGGAGACGGCACCUGCCAAGCUCAUGGUAUACCUACAGCGCUUCAGGCCUCAGGACUAUCAGCGCCUGCUCGAGGCAAACGUUUGCAGUGAAGCCACGGGGGACUCGACAUCCUGACAGUUUCUGGGAGCAGGGUUCACUCUCUGUAAGGGAAGGGAACUCUGAAGCUGCCAUCCACACCUGGACCCACCGUGCCCUUCCCUUCCAACAGGGCCACUUUUGUCCCCGAAACGCCUGGUCUUUCACCCAUCCUCAGCUGCCCUUCUUUCGAGCCCUCCCUCACUGCUUCCCUCAUCCGUCAGAUGCAAUCUGUGGGCCGCCCCUCUCCCCUGGCCGCUAAGCAGCCUCCAUUGAUUUCCGCUCGUGUUUAUAGGAUUUCCACUUAGCUGUGAUCAGUAGUUAAGCACAGGAAAAUCCCUUGCCACCCCCCCCUCCCGUGGUCGAUGCCAUUGAUUCUGCCAGCAGCUCUGAAGCCGCCUUACAGCUGAGUUAGAGAUGCGGGAAGCAGCAGGGAUUCCCCUGCCUUAAGGGGUAGGGAAUAGCAACAAGGCAGGGAAACACGGCUGGGAACUCCUGUUAGAAAUCUAGAAUUCUGCUGGGUCUGCCACUGUGCCCAGAGGGUAGAGUGCCCUAGGUGGCAGUUUAGAGACAAAUUUGCUCUCCAACCCAGAGAUGGGGAGAAAGAAAACCAUUGUUGAGACAGGUUCCUGGGGUUUCAGGAAGUCAUACAUCCUGUGGAGAAGGCUCAUACCCUCGCUCCUACACAUUUUCUUUCUCACUAGGUCAAAACACGCCUUUCUGCCCCGCUCAGGUUUCAUAGGCUUUCAGUCUCUCAGACUGUGGAGACCAACACAGGGCCAGAGUGCCACCUGCUGUUAGCCCUCAGGGCUUUUGUUCCCAGCUGAGGGUGCAGACGGAUUUCAGGUGAGCUGAGGCAGUUACACAACAUUUUAACAACCUAGAACUCCACUUGGUUUGAGCUGUGCACACCUCUCAUCUGACAGGGGAUGCACUUGGCACCCUAGGAUCCUCACUAAGUCCACACAUCCUAAUUACAGCGCGCACCUAGGACCCCCACUGCAACUCUACUGAGUGGCAUGUACGUCCCCCUUCGGACAAUGGAAAAAGUCUCUCCUCCCACAGCAGCCAUCAAAAACUCCCCUUUGCGGACAGUUUUCAUUCAAACAUUUUAGAACAUAUCUGCGUGCAGAAAGCAGGGAGCUGAUUGGGCCUAGAUGGGUUUUGAGUCAAGCAGAGUAAGGGAGACUGUCCUUUGGGUGAACUUUUAAGGAGAAUCCCCUAUUUACCAUCCUGUGCCUAUGACGAAUGAGCAUAUGAUUAAAAACCAGAUGCAUCAUGGGAAGGAUCAUGCACAGUGAGGAAAAGCUUACAGAAUCCAAGCCUGUCAGUCAAAAUAGAGAACCACUCAAAUUAUGCCACUUAGCAAUGAACUCCUUCCCCUAAGACCCCAUUAAAGAAGCACCAGGCAAUAACUCUGGGCCCUUGAGUACUGUGGGCAUUGCUCUUCGCAAUGUAUUUAUGAUUGGUACCACCACCGCUUUUGAAUAAAGUUUCCUUGCUAUUUGCAA